Cutaneotrichosporon cavernicola is the source of this 2211-nucleotide messenger RNA. RefSeq lists its product as uncharacterized. The coding region runs from base 1 to 2211 and encodes 736 amino acids. The transcript is spliced from 5 exons. Lineage: Eukaryota; Fungi; Basidiomycota; Tremellomycetes; Trichosporonales; Trichosporonaceae. Gene Ontology annotation, molecular function: DNA-binding transcription factor activity, RNA polymerase II-specific; zinc ion binding. Gene Ontology annotation, biological process: regulation of DNA-templated transcription. The record is from RefSeq and is a predicted model, not a curated record.
AUGGACGCACAGGUGACCGCCUCAGCCUCUUCGCCCGGUGGCUUAGACCGCAGUGACGGUCCCUUGCGCAUCAGCCAGCGCGCUUCCAACUCGUGCUCCUUUUGCACAAAGCGCAAAAUCAAAUGCAACAAGAAGACCCCUUGUGACAACUGCAUCAGGCGUGGCCACCCCGAGGCGUGCACACGCGUGCCGGCCAUUGUGCGCGGACGCCUUGUCAAUGCUCCGAACGCGACUCAGCGCGCCCCGCUUACGCCGGAUGAGAUCAGGCUUCUCCGCGAGGGCCAGCUGCAGCGUGAGAACCUGAGCCUGCGCCGGCGCCUCAACGAGCUCGAGAACCGCCUCCGCGAGCUGGAGGGGCGUGACACACCAACCAACCCGGUGGAUCCAGCCAGCAUCGGGACCAUCAGCUCGCCUGGGGAGUCACCCACUACCGCGAAUGCGUUCGCACACCUGCUCAAUGCUGUGACGACGGUGCGGUCCGGCGCAGAGACGGAGCGUAGUCGACAGGACGAACCUGAUGUCCUCGAGCCAUUCGUUCACGUCAUGGCCAUGCCUCUCAAUAAGCAAGACCGCCCCAGCUCUCCACACCCUCGCGUCCGCCAGGUCAUUGCCGAUGCGCCCGGCUCCAUCAGCUCCUUACCCGACCUCCCUAGUCGUAAAACGAUGGACAUGGCCCAGGCCGAUCUGUUAACCUUGAUUCCCACCCCGGAACAAAGCAUGACAAUCAUCCGGGCGAGCCUAAAGUACAUGAGCUUCUUACACUACUCGUGCCACAUACCCUCGUUCAUUGUGGAACAUGACGAGUGGAUCCAGGCAGUCAGCGAGGGCCGAGAGGGCGGCAAGGGCGAUGCCUGGCUGUCGUACUACUUCUCCCUCCUCUCUGUCGGCAUGUACUUCUGUGGGGAUCUCAUGGCGCCCGAGCUCAACCUGUCGGUGGACGAGACGUCGUCCCUCUCGUCGUUCUGGUUUGACGUCUGCCUCGAGGCACUCAACCGGUCUAAAUUCAUGUCGACCAACCCGACGCUCGAGGCACUGCAGACCAUCGUAGUCCUCCCAAUGGUCUCGUACAACUUUGGCGCAUCGGCCUACACCGAGUCGCUGCUGCACGUCGGCCUUCGCCUCGCUCAGCUGCUCAAGCUGCACCUAUUGACGGCGGAGCCGGCGGAUCACGACCAUCUUCCACGCGGCCUCAUCCAGCGCGAAGUGGGCCGCCGCGUGUGGCUCCUCCUGCGCUUGGGCGAGGGCCGCCCAGACUUUGUCAACACUGGUGGUCUGCGCCUCCCGCAAGGCCAGACUGUCGAACCAUUCAACGCCAACCCCGAGGACUACACCGACACGAGCGUUAACCCACGUCCGUUCUCCCAGUUCGCCGUUGUCACGCACCUCCUCUGUGCCGGGCGUCGAUACCGCAUCUUCCGCCAGUUCUCUGAGGCCUUUGGCGAGGCCGCAAGCCUUCGUGACCAGUACGCUAUAGCUCGCGCGGCCGACAACGAGCUUCAGAACAACUUUGCCGACUUUGCCUGCCUACAGAACAGCGACAACGAUACGUUUGACGAACGCUUCGACCUCAACAGUCCACACGACCACAGCCCGCACUCGCGCUACAUCUGGUCUCUCCUCAUGCCGGCGGGUACGAUCCUUGUGUACCGCAGCUUCCUGGGCCGCGCGUACUCGGACGACCGCUUCACCGAGGUCCGAGAGACUUGUCUCGCUGCUGCGCGGGAGAUUUUGCGCCAGCGCCGCCGUCGCGUACCGCCCAUGUUCCAGCGCACAUGGCCCAUUGCAUCGUAUACAGUCCUCGCGGGCGUUGUGCUUGCCACGGAGCUGGUGCACGGCUCCCCCAACCCCGCGAUGCACGCCAAGCUCGUCUCUGAAAUCCAGGCGAUUAUCGACAGCUUAUGGUUGUGCGGUACGUCGUCGCUCGUCGUGCAGCGUGGUGUACCGCUUCUGCGACGAUUCAUCGACUCAAGCGAGGCACAACCGCCAGCCGCAGAGCCGUCGGGGUCCGAAGACAACAAGGCCGGCACGUCAAACGUCAGCGAUGCGCCGAUGGUGCCCGCCGCACAGGAGCUGUGGCCAGGCUUGCCGCCGACUGGGACACAGGACGCGACAGCCGACACUUGGAUGAACGCGAGUGAGGAUGUGUGGUCGAAUGCGCUUGUGGCGCUCGAGAACGACGAGGCGAGUGGGUGGUGGACGACGCUUCUAUAG